Molecule: messenger RNA, 1803 nt
Organism: Oldenlandia corymbosa var. corymbosa
Lineage: Eukaryota; Viridiplantae; Streptophyta; Magnoliopsida; Gentianales; Rubiaceae
Source: the annotation of a GenBank genome assembly
AUUUGCCUCUUCUUAAAACCCUAGAAGAGAGCAGCAGUCUACUCUUUCUUUACCCUUUUUCCCCUCUCCCCGGCCGCAUCCUUUCCCCGUCAAACCGAAGCCGGAGAUUUCCAAAUGGGUCGUGUGAUCAGAGCUCAACGUAAGGGAGCUGGGUCUGUCUUCAAGUCCCACACUCAUCACCGCAAAGGCCCCGCCAGAUUCCGCACCCUCGACUUCGGCGAGCGCAAUGGUUACCUGAAAGGAGUCAUCACCGACAUCAUCCAUGAUCCCGGUCGCGGUGCUCCUCUCGCCCGCAUCACCUUCCGCCACCCCUUCCGUUACAAGCACCAGAAGGAGUUGUUCGUCGCCGCCGAAGGAAUGUUCACCGGCCAGUUUGUUUACUGCGGUAAGAAGGCCACUUUGACCGUGGGUAAUGUUUUGCCUCUCAGAUCCAUCCCUGAAGGAGCCGUCGUUUGCAACGUUGAGCACAAGAUGGGUGACCGAGGUGUGUUUGCUAGGGCUUCUGGUGAUUAUGCUAUUGUUAUCAGUCACAACCCUGAUAAUGGAACUACCAGGGUCAAGCUACCUUCUGGUGCCAAGAAGAUUGUCCCCAGUGGUUGCAGGGCCAUGAUUGGUCAAGUUGCUGGAGGAGGAAGAACUGAGAAGCCUCUCCUUAAGGCAGGUAAUGCCUAUCACAAGUUCAGAGUGAAGAGGAACAGCUGGCCUAAGGUUCGUGGUGUUGCUAUGAAUCCAGUUGAGCAUCCCCAUGGUGGAGGUAACCAUCAACAUAUUGGUCAUGCUUCUACUGUUCGCCGAGAUGCUCCUCCUGGUCAAAAGGUUGGUCUUAUUGCUGCACGUAGGACUGGUCGUCUCCGUGGUCAAGCUGCUGCAACUGCUGCCAAGGCUGAUAAGGCUUAGUGGAGUUAUAAUAUGCAGAGUACUUUUUGGCUGCAUUUAAUGUUUUUCUGUUUAUUAGAGAGACUUGUUUAUUUACUUAAAAUUAUGAUGAAUUGUUGUUUGGAAAAAUAUAGUACUAAAUUUUGGUUUGAGCGUCCGUGAUGAUUCUCUGUCUUAGAAGCUCUCAGUCAGAUGCAGUUUUUGUUAUUAAAAAGUAUCGGGUUUUUCAUUCCUGAUAGGGCGGCUAUGACUGCAGUUUAUCUUGCAAGGUAAAAAGGAAGAUGGCUGAUUGUUGCCCUUGCUUAAUUAUCUGAACCACCUUUGGUCAUGGUACUGAAAAGAUACUAGCAUAUAAUGAUAUAUCCAUCUCCUGAUUUCAGACAGAAGAAAACUAGCACUCUAGCAUAUAAUGACAUAUCCAUCUCCUGAUUUCAGACAGAAGAAAACUAGCACUCUGGAAGUAUUAAGUUAAUUGAAGGUUGCGAUUAUGAUGUCAGUUCAUGUUUAUAACUUGCAUAUUGACAUUUCUGGUUUCUGCUGUUUGGGAGUUGGUGUGUUUUGAAUACUAAUCUACUACACGGACUGUUCUCGACUUUAGCCCCAGCUUUGAAAUUGAUACUCGGUUUUGUGUUUGUGGCAUAUGCUAUGUUCAAAAAAAAAAAAAAACGGUAGCUCAACCAGCCCUUGUGUGUAACACUGCCACUUGAGUCACAAAAAAUGGGAACAAAAGAAACCAAAACGCAUGCUCAUAUACCUCAUAAAUCUCAAUCAAUUAGUGUGCAUCUCGUUCAUUGAACUAAAGUAAUCAGACAGAAACGGCCUUUUUCAUUUGGAACUAGGGAAAUAUAAUUCCAGAGUCCUAUAUAUUAAAAUUUACUGUAUGUGCAUGGUAAAUAAUCUAUAGGCUCAAAAUUUUACAAACUUAUG